Molecule: messenger RNA, 1463 nt
Organism: Sitophilus oryzae (rice weevil)
Lineage: Eukaryota; Metazoa; Arthropoda; Insecta; Coleoptera; Curculionidae
Product: cytochrome c oxidase assembly protein COX18, mitochondrial
Exons: 5
Coding region: 239-1414 (391 amino acids)
Biological process (GO): protein insertion into mitochondrial inner membrane from matrix; mitochondrial respiratory chain complex IV assembly
Cellular component (GO): mitochondrial inner membrane
Molecular function (GO): membrane insertase activity
Source: RefSeq, a predicted model, not a curated record
AAGCAUUUAAUUUGAUUUCAAAUUAGGGUUUUGACAACUUCCUUAACUACUUGGCAACGUGGACCACCUACAAAAAAUUGUAAACAAGCAGUACCUAACCUAAACCUUUACGUCAUCUUCCAAAAUAGAGAAAACUUGCUGCCUGAAUAUCAAAUACAUAAUUUUAACUGUUUUCGUAUGUGGUAAUCGACGAAGAAUGUCGUAAUACACGCCUGGAUCGACUCCUGUGUUUACCAAGAUGCUUAAAAUAUACCGAUCGAGCCUUUCUACAAAAUUGCAACAUCCAUUCAUAGCAAAUAUUCCUUUGAAGAUCAAUCUUGAGAGUUUUAUAGAUGAAAAUAGGAAUUUAGGACGUGAAGAGCACUGUUUACCAACUAAAAAUGAGAAAACGUUACAAGCAACUAAAUUUUCUUCAUUAAAUAAUGUACAGAAUAACCGAAAAUGUAAUUUUUCUCCGAAUUUGUUAGGGCAGCAAGUAUUAACCUUUCAUGGACUGAAUUUAUCACAAAAACGAAGCUACUCAGUUCAAUCCUCAAUUGAAUCAUUUGCUCAAACCCAAUCUGGAAUUUUUAAGUUGCUUUCGGAAAGUCCCCCGGUUGAAUAUUGCCAGAAGUUUUUACUGUCCAUUCAUGAUAUCACAGGAUUACCAUGGUGGGCUAGUAUAAUUUGUUCUACAGUGCUUGUUAGAACAACUAUAACUUUACCUUUAGCAGUAUAUCAACAAUAUAUUUUAGCAAAAUUAGAAAAUCUAAAACUUGAACUACCUGAUUUGGUGAAGGAACUUAAAAAAGAGACUGCUAUAGCAGUUAGAUUAUAUGGAUGGGACGAACCGACAGCUAGAAGGGCAUAUUAUAAAUCACUGAGGAAGUUGUGGAAUAAUCUGAUCAUUAGGGAUAACUGUCAUCCACUUAAAACAACAAUAUUGUUGUGGUUUCAAAUACCGAUAUGGAUAUCCUUAUCUGUGAGUUUGAGGAAUAUGGUUUAUAUGUUACCAGUGCCAGAUUAUCAUGCUCAAUUGAUAUUUACUGAGUUUCAAGUGGGUGGUUUUGGAUUUAUACCAAACCUGACCAUUCCAGAUCAAUCAUGGAUAUUUCCUGUAGCCCUAGGGCUUAUAAAUUUACUGAUUAUUGAGAUCCAGCAAUUGUCUAGACCUCCGAAUUUACCAGUGAGUGGUUUCCAGAAGUUUGUCACAAAUGCUUUCAGGGUUUUCUCUGUGAUUUUAGUUCCUAUAUCUGCCAGUGUCCCAUCGUGUUUGGUUCUCUAUUGGACAACGUCUAGUACAUAUGGAUUGUUACAAAAUUUGCUGUUAAUGUCUCCAAAAGUGAAAGGAUUUUUGAGAAUACCGAAAACCACAGCGGUAGAUCCUUACAAGACUCUACUGUCUAACGUUAAAACCAGAUUUAAAAUAAGUUGACAAGAUUCAAUAGCAUAUUUAGGCAUUAUCUUAAUUUAAUGAAAUAUAU